CUAUCAAUUUUUUGUAACUUGGUUCUCGCUUUCCCUUUCCUUAUUUUAACAGAGAAUGAAUUUAAUCUAGUCUUAUUUUUUAGUCUAUUUUCGAUAUCUUUUCUUCUUCUUUUCUUUUAUAUCUAUAUAUAUACUCUCUAUUCUUAUGGAAAACACUAUAAAAAGAUCACCUACUACUACUAUCAACUACACUGGUGGACCCAUACCGGAUAUAGUCAAAAAGUGUUAUGUACAGCAACAAUUACCCGUUCGAAAGCAGAGUUUGGCUGCUUAUUCUAUCAGAAAAAGAAAUUUUCGACCUUCAAGUAUAACUAAAAUGCCCCUUCAUCCUCCUGGGAACUGGAUACAAGAAGAGGAUGAAUUUGAUUUUAAAGACAGACCACCUUCUACCGUAGUUUGUACUGAACCAGUCGAUCCUUCACAGAUUCUAGAUGAAGAAGAUAGCACAACCUAUCUAUCUACUAAUUACAGCGAAGAAAUGCUUAUAGAUGACGUCGAUAUGGACGAUCAACAGCGAGAAUGGCGUAAGGCGAGUUUAUCAAGUGAUACAGUGACCAUAUUUCAGUUGAAUGACAUCCAAACCUCUUCCUUUUUACUAAAAAUGCAACAGAAAAAGCAGGAACAGCAAAAGUCAAUUGAUGCAUAUUACAACAAAUCAAUACAUAAUGCUUUAUUAUCACAAGUCGCAAGUGAAUUUUACAGAAGAAUAUCGCUCGCCACUCUAACAAGAGACAAUAUCGAAUACCGAGAUGCAUUCAGUGGCAAGGAGGCGAUCAACUGUUUAUUGUCUGUGCUUUGUAUACAAGAUCGUAAACAAGCUUUAUCUAUUGGACGCGCAUUAGGAAGUCAACAGUUCUUUCAUGAUGUUAAUUAUGAACAUCAGUUGCUAGAUUGUGAACGUGAAUUGUAUGUGUUUCGCCAUAAAAAAGAUGAUAUAUCCACAAAGGAUGAAUCACAGAUAAUUGAUCUUCCUCAAGGAGUAUAUACACCCUUCACCAACUGCUAUUCUAUUACCUGUACAACACAACAUCCUUGUUACAGUUUCAGCUGUCCAAAAAGAAAGGGUCUAAAGCGAAGUAUGAGUCAGUCAUCCGCUCAUGAAAAGGAGGAAGAGACAAACAGUUUAUGGAUACACUCGGUACCUGGAAGCAUUGUUGAAGCAACUUCAUCACAAGAGAUUAAGCGUCAAGAGAGUAUUUAUGAAUUGAUUUAUACAGAAAGAAAUUUUGUUAGAGAUCUUCAGUACAUUGAUAAUUUUUGGAUAAAGCCACUGUUAACAAAUGAUAUUAUUGCAGAAGAUCGGCGAGAAGCCUUUGUCGAGCAAGUGUUUUGGAAUAUAGCAGAGAUUGAGUCUGUCAAUUCAAAACUUUCAAAAGCAUUAGAUCAAAGACAAGCAGAGUCAUAUCUUGUAUCAAGCAUUGGAGAUGUCAUGUUACGACAUAUUUGUCAUUUUAUGCCAUUUGUGAGCUACGGAGCACACCAAGUCAUUGGCAAGUUCUAUUUUGAGCUCGAAAAAAAGAGAAACCCACAAUUCGCCCAAUUCGUAGAGGAAACUGAACGAAAGCCUCAAUCACGUAGACUGGAAUUGAAUGGAUAUCUUACAAAGCCAACAACUCGACUGGGAAGAUAUAACCUUUUACUACGAGAAAUUUUCAAAAGAACCCCAGAUGAUCAUCCAGAUAAAGAAGCAAUACCACAAGUCAUGGGCAUCAUCACUCAGUAUUUAGUGCAAGUAAAUGCAGAGACAGGAAGGAGGGAGAACUUGUUUAAUCUCGAACAAAUUCAAGAGAGAUUAUCGUUUAAAUCACCUGCAGAGUAUGCUGAUCUACAAUUACAAGACCCUGAAAGACAGCUUUUAUUAAAGGGACGAAUGAAAAGAAAAGGAAAUACAUCAUCAGAAUCAGCCGACCUUCAAGUAUUUCUGUUUGACAAUUAUCUUGUCAUUGCAAAAAUCAAGCAUAUAGAUCACCUGGAAGUGUACCGAGCCUUUAGAAAGCCUAUACCACUUGAAUUGCUAUCUGUACAUAUCACACCAAAUAAUAACCGACAAAAGCGUGCUAGCUCAAUAUUACCUUACAGCAAAUCCCCAAACACAUCUAAUAAUACCAUACCUAAGCCUUCGACAUCAGAGAACGGUCAAGCAACAAAAUCAAAUAAUUUGUCAAUUACCUUUACCCAUCACGGUCGCAGAGGAGCUCCUCCUCUGACACUUUACGCUACCUCUGCCUCUAACCAACAGCUGUGGAUAAAAGCAAUAGCCGAACAGCAAGAGAAGCUAGAAAAGAAAAGAUGCGUUUUUUCCAUACUACCGAUGAUUAAAAAUCACUUCACAACAGCCAAUCGUGUAAAUAACACAGUAACAUUAGAUUCAAGUAACAAGAAACUCUUGAUCGGUACUGAUCAAGGUGUCUAUAUCACCAAUAAGGAUUCAGAAACAAAAAAGCUUACCAUUUCCCGCAUCGUUCAUCUCGAAAAGGUAUCACAGAUUGAAGUGAUGCCCAAUUCUCAACUGUUAGUCCUUGCUGAUAAAACCCUAUGGUCAUUUCCUUUGGACAUUCUAUCACCCAACGCGGCGUCCCAGAUGAAGCGCGGCAGGUCCGUCAGUCAAAACACUGCCUUUUUCCAUGUCGGAGAGUGUUUAUCAAAAACUCUAGUCUGUGUGGUCAAGUCAAAUACACUUUCGGCUACUACGAUUCGCGUACUGGAACCGGUUGUAGUAGAUGAAGGUAAAAAGAUAAAGUCUGGGUUUAGUAUUAGAAGACUUGUCAGAGGUAAUCCUGUUGGCUUGAAGCCUUACAAGGAUCUGUAUCUACCAAGUGAAGCCUCUUCCAUCAAUUUACUCAAGUCGAAAAUGUGCAUAGCGUCGCCAAAGGAAAUAGGAGUCGUGGACAUGAAGAACUUUGGUGUACAAGCUUUACUUGAUCCAGAAGAUGAAAAUCUUUCUUUUGUAUUUUCACGAGCUGAUAUUAAGCCAAUCACGGUGUAUAGAAUUAAGUUUGCUGAAUACUUGGUCUGUUAUAAUGAAUUUGCCUUCUUUGUAGAUCAAAGAGGACGCUUUAUUCCGUCAAGUGCGCGUAUCGAUUGGGAAGGCUCCCCUGAUUCGUUUGCCUUGUCUUACCCCUAUGUGCUAGCGUUUGAACCAGAAUUUAUUGAAGUUCGACAUGUUCAUACAGGACAUUUAGAGCAAAUUAUAAGGGGCAAGAAUAUUCGAUGUACAAGUAGUAAUACUCAUAAUUCUAUCAUCCAAUGCGCAAUGAAUGACCCAGAGAACGAAGGAUAUCAAAUUGUAUAUCAGCUGGAAAGAGUGGUCAAGACGUAAAUUGUUAAUUUUACCCCUCUCUCUAAAGUUCUUUACUAACUAAUUUAAUAAAGUGAACAACAAUAGAAAGUAAAUAUAAGUGACUAAUGAAUCUUUUUCUUUUCUUUUCCUUAAACAAAAUGUAUGGUAUUGACAGUAGUUGGUAUAAGAAAUUAUGGAGUUUAUGUAAUAUAGAGUUUGAAAGCAAGACCGAUUUUAUAUGUAGUAGUAGUGGUAAUUGACGUGUUUGAUGAAAUAAUCAUUAUAAUAACUCGAGU
Molecule: messenger RNA, 3576 nt
Organism: Rhizopus microsporus ATCC 52813
Lineage: Eukaryota; Fungi; Mucoromycota; Mucoromycetes; Mucorales; Rhizopodaceae
Exons: 13
Coding region: 146-3319 (1057 amino acids)
Biological process (GO): intracellular signal transduction
Molecular function (GO): guanyl-nucleotide exchange factor activity
Source: RefSeq, a predicted model, not a curated record